AUGGCCAUCCUAGAGCAGCUGCCAAGUCUCGAAGAGAUCGGGCCUAGCCAGAGUUCCACCACCUCUGCUGGCCGAGCAGCUUCUAAUGCAGAGGACGACCUGACUAUCCACCACAAACGUGCUAUCGGUUCGACUAAAUUGAGAAAAAGAAAAUCUCUGAGGUUGAAGACUCGAGCUCAAGCCUCUGGGGUAUCUGGCAAGAAGACGGAGCCGAAAGGACAACACGUUCACGGCUACAACACAAGAAACCAGCCCCUAACAAGAGCUCAGAAGCGUGCUGCUGACCGUGAGGACAAGCCCAAGCCAUCUGUGAAACGUCAGAGGUCGGUGAAUUUGCCACGGAAAGGCUCGAGGCCGCAGAGUAAGAAUGUCAGGGAGCUUCGGCAGAAGAAGAGGCAGGAGCGCGAUGAUGGGGUAUCUAGCCUGUGGGAGGCCCUACAAGCAACGAGCCCUUUAGACGACAUGUCCCUUCACCUCAAGAAGAGACUGGCUGUCUACAUGUCUCUGACACAGUUCUACGGUUACUGGGGAUGGCAGUCACGCGAGGAAAUUGAAGAAUUCGUUGCUGGCUUGCUCGACCUCAAGCCUUCUUCCGUUCACAGAUGGUGUCAUGACUUCGAGACUGAUCAUUACUUGGAGCAGGAUUGUCGCGGGAAGCACUCGAAGGUUAGGAGUCCCCUCUAUGACGUUGAAUAUCAGGGCUUCCGGGAAAGGUUCCGGCAUUACGUCAAGGCAAACUCUAUUGGCAAGGACGGCAGUCCCAAUCUGACGGCUGAUGCUCUGGCUGAGUGGGUCAACUCGGAUUUGGACCUCCAAGAUGAAGACAAGUAUUCCAAUCGUACAGUUCUCCGGUGGAUGCAUGCUCUAGGGUUCUCGGUACACUCAGUGAAGAACACAUUGUAUGUGGAUGGGCACGAAAGGGAUGAUGUCGUGGCUGAUAGGGAGCGCCUCUACAAGGAAUUGCAGGAGGUUCGGCCCUAUCUACAGACAGUGGACGACUGUACUCUAGAGGAGGCAGAGAAUGGCGCUGCUACUCACAUACUGAUCUCGCAAGAUGAGAAGAUUCAUCAUAGCGGGGAUACACAGCGCCGCUAUUGGUCGGAUGGGACAUUCACCAAGCUACGACAGAAGUCACUUGGCCGGACCGUGAUGACCUCAGACUUUCUGUCCGAGAUCUUUGGGUUCAUCCGUUACAGCAACGACGACCCUGUCGUGCCUGGUGAACGCACCGGGUCUGUCUUGGACGUGUCGGUCGAUGGCUACUACAACAAUGAACGGUGCCUUGUGGAUUUCGCAGAAUGCAGUGAGGCCGUCAAGACUCUCUCUGAGGGGAAGCUUGGGUGUGUCUUCUUGACCGAUCGGAGCCCAAUACACUGCAAGUAUCCGGAGGAUGGUCUCAACGCCAAGGCUAUGAACGUCAAGCCUGGAGGGAAGCAGCCUCGAAUGCGCGCAGGUUGGUAUGAACGCGAUGGCCGACGCGUUGUCCAGGAAAUGGUCUUUCCGGUGAACCAUCCUCGAUACGCUGGCUUACCCAAAGGACUCCGGCAGGUGGUACUGGAGAGGUUCGGGGAAGCGGCAGUAGUGGGCAAGAAGCAGGACGAGCUGGUCAUCCUACUCUCUAAUUGUGAUGAUUUCGCUUCCCAGAAAACUCUGCUCCAGGAAGAAGCUGAGGCCCGCGGUGAUCGAGUCAUAUAUGGUGUGAAAUUCCACCCAGAGUUGGCACCAAUAGAGGCAGCUUACCGCUCUAUCGCUAAGGCCAUUAGGAUAGGGAACUCCUCCAAGUCAUCAGCAGGGUUCGUCCAAAGAGUAGAGCGCUGCCAGGAGCCUGCUGACCUGACGUUGCUGCUUAUUCGCAAGCACUUCAGGUCAUCCAGGGAGUAUCUCAAGUCUUACAUGGAGGGAAUGAGCUUGGAGGAGAUAAAGCGACUAAGAAAGGAGCGUCGAAAGCAUCGAGGGCCAGCGCCAAUGUUGCCUGCUCCUACAGGGCAGUCCAACGUCGGCAAGUUUAACCGGAGACGUGUAGUCUAA
Messenger RNA from Perkinsus marinus ATCC 50983, 2028 nucleotides. RefSeq lists its product as hypothetical. Lineage: Eukaryota; Perkinsozoa; Perkinsida; Perkinsidae. The record is from RefSeq and is a predicted model, not a curated record. The transcript has a single exon. The coding region runs from base 1 to 2028 and encodes 675 amino acids.